UCCAACAACUAAAAGUACUACCAAUUAAACAGAAUGUCCAACUCAAGCACAUUCAGCCUCAUGCUAGUAUUCGCGCUCGCGCUCCUCGCCGCCUCCGCAUUGGCCGACGGCAGCGCGUACGCGACGGCCACGCCGUCGACCAUCUGCAACGUGGGCGUGUCGGAGCUGGCGCAGUGCCUCCCGGCGAUAACCGGGAAGGCUCCGUCGCUGCCCACGAAGGAGUGCUGUGGGGUGAUGAAGAAGGCUAACCUGCGCUGCCUGUGCAACUACAAGGAGCAGUUCAAAAGCUUCGGAAUAGAUCCGGCGAAAGCCAUGGCGUUGCCCAAAAAGUGUGGCCGUAACCUUCCAAGACAAUGCUGAAUGCACUAACAAGUUUUUAAGGCUUUAUUUAUGAAUGUUUGAUUAAUGCUUCUCUUGUAAUCUCUCUUUAUAAUCGUUUGGCUUCUUUGCUUGUAGACUCAAUGUAUUAUGCUUUUGAUUUCACAUCAAAUGUCUAAAUAAAAGAGAGAGGAACAAAUGCACUACCUUUU
Messenger RNA from Salvia splendens (bonfire salvia), 530 nucleotides. RefSeq names its product putative lipid-transfer protein DIR1. Lineage: Eukaryota; Viridiplantae; Streptophyta; Magnoliopsida; Lamiales; Lamiaceae. Gene Ontology annotation, biological process: systemic acquired resistance. The coding region runs from base 34 to 360 and encodes 108 amino acids. The record is from RefSeq and is a predicted model, not a curated record. Gene Ontology annotation, molecular function: fatty acid binding. The transcript has a single exon.